GGCCUAGGCCUCAGGCCUUUGGGGGCAGACUUCAUGGGUUGUCAUGGUAACAGUGCAGGGUUCUAGGCUUCCUGUGUUGGGGGGGGUAGGCAGGGGUUGCUAUGGUAACAGUUGUCCAGGUUGGGGCCAAAGGGCGGGGUGUACUCAGAGGGGUCUCCAUGGUAAUGGGGUGGUCUAGACCUCACGGAGGGGCAGAAAUGUAGGGGCUACCGCAGUAAGUAGGGUGAGGGGAGGUAGUCGGUGGUUGCCAUGGUAACAGUGGUGGGGGGCCUUCCUCUGCUUGAAGUGUGUGGGGGGGGGCGUGCUUGAAAGUUGCCAUGGUGACAGAGCUGUGCCCCACCCCCCCAGGUGCAGACCCUGGAGGAGCUGGCGCCCUCCAGGCCAGACUCGCCCCUCAGCCCCAGGCCGGGGGGGGCACGGGGGCAGUUCCUGCGCCUGGCGGACGGCGCCCUCCUCACCUGCCUCAUGGGGGUCAUAGACCCACCCCCCCGGGGUGCCUGCCCCCCCCCACUGCCAGGCGGCGACGAGACGCGGAGGCACCAAACCCUGCAGGCGCUGCUGGCCCGACUUCAGGCCUUCUACCAGGACGACCUCCAGCAGCUAUUGGUGCUGAGCCCCCCUAAUGUACAGCUCCUGGCCCGAGACCCCCUGACAGAGCAGGGCAUUGAGGAAAUGAAGAAGCUGCUGUGCCUGAUGCUAGGGGCUGCUGUGCAGUGUGAGCAGAAGGCUGAGGUCAUCAGGAGGAUCCAGGGCCUGGAUCUGGAGACCCAGGCCGCACUGGCAGAGGCCAUCCAGGAGGUGACCCAGGAGCCAGGGGCAGUGCUGAGCUGGCAGGUGGGGGCCUUCCCCGAGCUGUCCCCUCUGGAACUGGGCCAGCGCCUACAGAACCUGUGUACCCAGCUGCAGCGGCUGGUGGGGGAGCGUGAUGCUGCCCUUCAGCGGCUCUGGGAACUGGAGCUGGAACAGGUGGCUGCCCACCCUACAGCUGCCCCAGCCCCUGAUCCGUCCCGGUACCUGGGGGUGCAGCUGGCCGAUGCCCGGGCCCAGGUCCGGCGCCUGCAGCAGGAGCUCGUGGAGCAGGCCGAGGAGCUGCUGGACCAGCGGCAGGAGCUGCAGGAGCGUGAGGCUGAACUGGGACGGCUGAGGGAUGAGCUGCGGGUGGUGGGGGCACUGGCAGCGCAGGCCAUGCGGUACCGGGACGAGGUGGACGUACUGCAGGAGGCAUCAGGCCGGGCUGGGCGGCUGCAGGCAGAGCUGGCGGCAUUGAGGGAUCGGUUGCCUGCGCUUGAGAGAGACCGGGCACAGCUCCAGGAGGAGCAGGCUUUCUCGGCGGCGUUGCUCGAUUCCAAGGAGCAGCUGGAGGCGCAGCUGGAGGAGGUCUGUGCCCAUGCCCAGCGCCUGGCCCCACUUCAGCGCCAGCUUGGGCAGCUCCGUGCUCAGCUCCAGCGCACACAGGAGGAGCGGAACCAGGCCCAGCAGCGCUUGGAGGAGUUAGAGCUGCAGAGGGAGGGGGGGCCACAGCCAGGAUCCCCCCACCCUGGGGCCCCUUUGGAUCUGCCCUGGGAGGAGGAACCCGAGCCCGAUGACGUUGCCAGCAAGGAUCUCUCUGAAAGCCCCCCGCUGCCCCUGAGCCAGGAGUUGGGGGAGGCAGGGGCCGGACGCCUGCCUGCCCUGGAACGUGAGAAUCAAGUCCUCCGGCGCCGCCUACAAGAGGCGCUACAAGCCUCCAUGGGACCCAGGAGUCCAGGGCCAGAGCUGGAGAAGGAAGCCCCCCAACAAGAGGGGCAGCAGCUGGUGGUGGUGACCCCCCCAGGCCUCACAGAGCUGGGAGACAUGGGGCAGAAGGAUGGGCCCCCCCAGGCCCAGGAGAAGAAGGAGCAGGGGGAGGCAGUGGCAGUGGACUCUCCCCGGCUGCGCCAGGCUGAGGACCAUGCACGGGCUCUGACCAAAGCCCUGGCCCAGCUGGAAGCUGUCCACGCUGAGGCCCUGGAGGAGCUGGCGAGGUCGCAGGCCGCGCGGGACCGGCUGGAGGGGCAGCUGCUGGAGUUGCGGCAGGAGCUGGAGGCGCAGGGGCUGGAGGCCCUGGUGUUGAAGGGGCGCCGUGACGAGGUGCAGCUAGUGUGGGGGUCGCGGCUGGCGGAGGCUGAGGAGGGGCUGGCUGCAGCCCGGCAGGAGCUUGAAGGGCUGCGCCAGGCCCAUGUGGCUGCCCAGACCCGGCUGCAGGCGACUGAGGAAGAGGCCAAGAGGCUACGAGGGCUGGAGGCCGAGGCGGGCAGCCUGCGGGAGCAGCUGGAGGGGCAGCGGCGCCAGGCCGAGGCUUUGCGGGAGGAGCUGGGGGCAAUGCGGCGCCGGGGGCAGGAGCAGGCGCAGGCCGGGGCGCGGCUAGAGGAGCAGUUGGCACAGGUGGAGGAGGAGGCACGGAGCCUGCGGGACCAGCUGGGUGCCCGCCAGAGGCAAUGCGAGGAGCUGGAGCAGCGCCUGGAGGGGCUUCAGGCCCAGCCAUCCCCUGGCCUGGAUGUAGAGCCCCUCAGUCCCCCCAGAGACCCCCCCCCCCAGGUCCUGAGCCCCAUGGGAGAGCAGCCCCUCAAGCCCCCAACUUGGGAGGGAGGGGCAGAGGCCGAGGGCCAGGGGGCCAACAAGUCAGGGGGCCACAUGCCUGAGAUGGAGACCAGUACCACAGGGCAGCUGGAGGGGCAGCACAACAGUCUGCAGGAAGAAAAUGCCAGGCUGCAUGCCCAGGUGGCUGAGCUCCAGGGGCGCAUGGCAGGGCUGGUGGCAGAGGCGGGAGCAGCACGGCGGGCGAGGGACGCAUGGCGUGGGCGGCAUGAGGGGCUGCGGCGGGAGCAGGCUGGGCUGGCGCGGCUCCACGAACAGCAGGGCGCCCGCCUUGAAGCACUACUGAGCCGCCAGGCCACCCUCCAGGCUGCACUGCGGGCCCUGCGCCUUGAGCACCGCCAGCUGCAGGACAAGCAGGCGGCGCUGGAGGGGAGCCCGGAGCUCAAGGAGCAGCUGGAGGCAGCUGAACGGGACCGGCAGAGCCUGGCCCAGGAGCGGGGCCGGCUUGAGGAGCAGCUCGACCGGGCACAGACAGAGCUAGGGGAGUUACGUGGGCGCCUGCCAGGGCUGGAGCUGGAGCGGGUGCGGCUGGGGGCCGAGACGGCCGCACUGCGGGACCAGAACCACCAGCUUGAGAGUGCCCUGGGCCGGCUGGCUGACCAGUGCCAGCUCCUGGCCCAGCUGAAGGCGACCCAGGAGGAAGAGAACCGGGCGCUGCUGGGGGAGCUGCAGCGCCUGGGCCGGGACAACCGCAAGCUGCUGGAGCGGAACAUGGAGGCGCGGGAAAAGCACCAUGAGGAGCAGCGCGAGGCCCUGGAGAAGCUGAAUGAGCUGCGCCGAGAGAAACAGAAGCUGGUGGAGAAGAUCAUGGACCAGUACCGUGUGCUGGAGCCCGCCCCGGGCCGUGGCAAGAAGAGCGGCUGGCUCACAGACCGGAUGCGGUGGCUGGUGAGGGCAAGGCGGGAGUCCCCCCGGGACCUGGUGCGGCCCCUGGCUGAGGGCAGCGGUGACUCCGAGGGGCCCAGCGGGACAAAGGGGGCUGUGCCUGAUGGCGGCCCCAGCCCCCCGCGGUCCCCGGCCCUCCCACGCCAGCGCCUGAGUUCCCGGGUGGGGAUGUCCGAAGCGGGGGCAGAGCUCGGCCCUCGCCAGCGCUUCCGCCAGCGCCCCCGGCCCCUAGGCUUUGUGGGUGGGGCCUGGGAUGGCUCUGCCCCAUGGGAGAUGCCCCUGGACACACCCACCCUGGGCCCCACCCCCGAGGAGAGAGGGCCCCCCCAGGGCGAGGAGAAGCCCCCCGCAGCGGUGGAGCCCGGCCCGUGACAGCGCCCCCCACCGCCUGGGGAGCAAGAGCCAGCGGACACGGGGCAGGGGCUGAUCCACACCCCACCCCGGGGGGCGGGCGGGGGUGCAGCGGGUUGAUAAUUUAUUUACAAUAAACAAAUCUAUGUAAAUGA
Messenger RNA from Alligator mississippiensis (American alligator), 4007 nucleotides. RefSeq names its product coiled-coil domain containing 88B (gene CCDC88B). The transcript is spliced from 26 exons. NCBI's taxonomy places the organism in Eukaryota, Metazoa, Chordata, Crocodylia, Alligatoridae. The coding region runs from base 466 to 3873 and encodes 1135 amino acids. The record is from RefSeq and is a predicted model, not a curated record. Gene Ontology annotation, biological process: cytoplasmic microtubule organization; cytoskeleton-dependent intracellular transport. Gene Ontology annotation, molecular function: microtubule binding; dynein light intermediate chain binding. Gene Ontology annotation, cellular component: cytoplasm; centrosome.